GGAAGUUGACAGCCGGUUCCGAAGAGAAUCAGGGACUUAGCCCAGUGGCCCCCACGUGGAAGUAGCGUCGCAUGAUGUAUCCUGGAUAUCAAAGGACAGCAGGAGGAGGCCCUUCGUCUGGUAGCUACAAGAACCGGCUUCUCAGGUCCCAAAUUCCUGGGAAUCCUAGAGGCUCCAUGGGAAUUCAAUGGCAGACGGAGUAGCUUUCUUUCGCGCUUCUUCGGUUUCAUGCCGGGAAGGGUCACUUCCGGUACGCCCCCCCCUCGACGCGCGCGGGGGGGAAAGAACACCGUUUGCAGCGGCCCCGGCGGAAGUGCGCUAAGGCACCAGUGUCGCUGCUUCCGGUCCGGGUAGAGUGGUACUCCUGCUGCAAGGCUCUGUGGUUUGCGGGAGCCGGCUGAGGCUGGAGGAUCCCAGAGCUUGGGGGGGGGGAGGAGGGAGAGAGCGAGGUGGAGAGAACGCGCGGACUCCCAGGCUGAUUCGGGGUUAGCCCGAUGGUGACGCCGGCAACCGAUCGCAGACACUGGAGAAAGAGGGAACCCGAACGCGACCAGACUACUGUUUCCAGGGGGGCAGCCUGCACGGGACACCCCCCGCCCCGGUAACGGCCGAGGAGGAGGAGAUGGCGCCGGCCAGGGAGCGGCCGUGGCCGAGGCAGUGAGUAGAAGCGAAGCCAAAGGAGCCGGAGCCCCCGCGUGUGAAGAGCAGGAACCGGCACCAUGGAAGGGACGAAGCCGAGUUUGCAGCUGGUAUACCAGGCUGUGCAGGCGCUCUAUCAUGACCCGGACCCUAGCGGCAAGGAGCGCGCCUCGUUUUGGCUGGGGGAGCUGCAGCGAUCGCCCCUUUGAAAUGUGCUGCUAGUGGGAGCUGCAGCUUCCUCCUGUUGACUCUGAGCCCCAGGCUUCCCUUGAGAUGGUCCCUUCUGAAAUGUGGAGCUUAGUCCAAGCCUGGCAUCUGUGGCUCUAAAGUCCUAUGAAGUGUUCAUGCAUGGGAAAUCUCUGAUCAAUUGUUACAGAUACGGCAGGAUGUAGAAUCGUGCUAUUUUGCAGCACAGACAAUGAAGAUGAAAAUUCAAACCUCAUUCUAUGAACUCCCAACAGACUCUCAUGCCUCUUUACGGGACUCGUUGCUGUCACAUAUCCAGAACUUGAAAGACUUAUCUCCUGUCAUUGUAACUCAGCUUGCUUUAGCAAUAGCAGACCUGGCCUUGCAGAUGCCUUCCUGGAAAGGUUGUGUGCAGACCCUGGUAGAAAAAUAUAGCAAUGAUGUAACCUCCUUGCCUUUUCUGCUGGAGAUCCUUACGGUAUUGCCUGAGGAAGUACAUAGCCGGUCCUUACGAAUUGGAGCUAAUCGUCGCACAGAGAUUAUAGAAGACUUGGCUUACUACUCAAGCACAGUUGUUUCUCUGCUGAUGACUUGUGUAGAAAAAGCAGGAACAGAUGAGAAGAUGCUCAUGAAGGCCUUUCGCUGCUUGGGUAGUUGGUUUAACCUUGGUGUCUUGGAUAGUAACUUUAUGGCUAAUAAUAAAUUGUUAGCACUUCUUUUUGAAGUUUUGCAACAGGACAAAACGUCAUCCAACCUGCAUGAAGCAGCAUCAGAUUGUGUGUGCUCCGCCCUCUAUGCCAUUGAGAAUGUAGAGACCAACUUACCUUUGGCCCUCCAACUCUUUCAAGGGGUCUUAACUUUGGAGGCAGCCUACCAUAUGGCUGUGGCCCGGGAGGACUUAGACAAGGUUCUGAAUUAUUGCAGAGUUUUCACUGAACUGUGUGAAACAUUUCUUGAAAAAAUUGUUUGUACUCCAGGCCAGGGGCUAGGUGAUCUGCGAACACUGGAAUUGCUCCUUAUCUGUGCUGGACAUCCCCAGUAUGAGGUGGUGGAGAUAUCCUUUAACUUUUGGUAUCGACUAGGGGAGCAUUUAUACAAAACAGAUGAUGCUGUUAUUCAUAGCAUUUUCAAAGCUUAUAUUCAACGUCUGCUCCAUGCCUUGGCCAGACACUGUCAACUGGAACCAGACCAUGAAGGGGUCCCUGAAGAGACUGAUGACUUUGGGGAGUUUCGAAUGAGGGUAUCUGACUUGGUGAAAGAUUUGAUCUUCCUGGUUGGAUCUAUGGAAUGUUUUUCUCAGUUGUAUUCUACUCUGAAAGAAGGCAACCCACCCUGGGAGGUGACAGAAGCGGUUCUCUUUAUCAUGGCCUCUAUAGCCAAGAGUGUUGAUCCGGAAAAUAACCCAACACUUGUGGAGGUCCUAGAAGGAGUUGUCCGUCUCCCAGAGACUGUUCACACAGCUGUCCGAUACACCAGCAUUGAGCUAGUCGGAGAGAUGAGUGAAGUGGUUGAUCGAAAUCCCCAGUUUCUUGACCCUGUGUUGGGCUAUUUGAUGAAGGGCCUGUGUGAAAAACCUCUGGCCUCUGCUGCUGCCAAAGCCAUUCACAACAUCUGCUCUGUCUGCCGGGACCACAUGGCUCAGCACUUUAAUGGACUACUGGAAAUUGCCCGCUCCCUUGAUUCCUUCAUGCUGUCUCCAGAAGCUGCUGUAGGCUUGCUGAAAGGGACAGCACUCGUCCUAGCCAGAUUACCCUUAGAAAAAAUUGCUGAAUGCCUCAGUGAAUUAUGUGCAGUUCAAGUCAUGGCAUUGAAAAAGCUGCUAUCUCAAGAGCCCAGCAAUGGCAUUUCCUCAGAUCCCACCGUGUUCUUAGAUCGCCUGGCAGUAAUAUUUAGACACACCAAUCCUAUUGUAGAAAAUGGACAGACUCAUCCGUGCCAAAAAGUCAUACAAGAAAUUUGGCCAGUUUUGUCAGAGACUCUAAACAAACACCGAGCCGAUAACCGGAUUGUAGAGCGGUGUUGCAGGUGCCUGCGUUUUGCUGUUCGAUGUGUAGGUAAAGGGUCCGCAGCUCUCCUGCAGCCCUUGGUUACACAGAUGGUGAAUGUGUACCAGGUCCAUCAACACUCCUGUUUCCUAUACCUUGGUAGCAUCCUGGUGGAUGAGUAUGGGAUGGAAGAGGGUUGUCGCCAGGGCCUGCUAGACAUGCUACAGGCACUAUGCAUCCCUACUUUCCAGCUCCUAGAACAGCAAAAUGGCCUUCAGAACCACCCUGACACUGUGGAUGAUCUGUUCAGACUAGCUACCAGGUUUAUCCAACGUAGUCCUGUCACCUUGUUAAGGAGCCAGGUGGUCAUCCCCAUCUUACAGUGGGCCAUUGCCUCAACCACCCUUGACCAUCGGGAUGCCAAUUGCAGUGUCAUGAAGUUUCUACGAGACCUCAUCCACACAGGAGUAGCCAAUGAUCAUGAAGAAGAUUAUGAAGUUCGGAAGGAGUUGAUUGGACAGGUGAUGAACCAGCUUGGACAACAACUUGUAAGCCAACUACUACACACAUGUUGUUUCUGUCUGCCCCCGUAUACCCUUCCAGAUGUAGCCGAAGUGCUCUGGGAGAUCAUGCAAGUUGAUAGACCGACUUUUUGUCGUUGGCUAGAGAAUUCUCUGAAGGGUUUACCAAAGGAAACAACUGUGGGAGCUGUCACAGUGACGCACAAACAACUUACAGAUUUCCAUAAGCAGGUUACUAGUGCUGAGGAAUGUAAACAAGUUUGCUGGGCCUUGAGGGACUUCACCAGGUUGUUUCGAUAACUUGAGCUCCUGUACUGUGCCUGUCUCCCAGGAUUGUCUUUUUAUUAGAAGACAGGAUAAUCGAAAACAAGAAUGUGUCUCACAAUCAGAAACCUUCCUUGUGGCAGAGGGACUUUGACUCCCUUUCACCAGUGCUGUCACAGCAAACAGGGAGAGACUCCGGCCUCCUGGGACUGGCCUGUGGGGAGUUCCUGUUUAUGAGGGAGAGGGCAAAUCAGAGUGAUUUUUUUUUUUUUAAGGAUGGCUGCAGCCUGUCCAGCAUGGUGGGAGGGAAGCUGGUUUCCUGAUGGACUCAUUUUUAAAAAGGGAAAAAAUGUUUAAAAAAAAAAGGAAAAGCUAAAUGGAAACCUGAAGAGAAACAUUUGCCUGGCAACAAAAAAACCCAGAAACACCACACUAAAAGUAGCAUACUUUCUGUGAAAUGAAACAAAAACCACACAAUGGAAUUACUUAUAGAAAUGUGGAGAUUGAAAUGAAUUAACCAAAUUGCUGCAUUGGGAAAGCAGGAAAAAAAAUACAUCUUGGAGGUGUUUUGGUGGGUUUUUUUGGGGGGAGGGGUAUUUUGUUUUAUUUUGUUGGGGGCGGGGAUCCAAGUGGAAUAAGGAUUUCUCCUACCCUUCAGUUCUCUCCCCCUUAAAUUUGACGUUCAGACUAGGAACAAUGAGCAAGGGAGCUAGAGCUAGGCCUGGCCUGUACAUGUGGUUCACCAGAAAGUCAGGGAAGGAUGGGAGCAUCGAAAUUCAAGCCCACCCCAACUCUGGCCCCAUUCAGACCCCUAAGUCUACUUGUAUCUGGCUCAUCCAGUCGUCAGCCUCGUGGAGAAGAGUCCAAAACUGGGGGAGUCAUAUAUAUAUAUUAUAUAUAUAUAUAUUUUCUCUUUUUUAGGUGUUUUUUUAAAAAAAAAAUUUUCGAGGUAUUUUUUUUCUUUUUUUUUUCCCAGAUAUGGGAAAGAGGAAAAGGGGGUUGAGAUUUAAAGAGGUGUGUUUUACGGGGCUGACCAAUAACUAUUUUAUUCAAAGAUUUGGAAAUUAUUUUAUGGGGGUGGGGGGAACCAAAAGCAGAUCUUAACAUUUCAAAGCAAUGUAGCCCUGCGCAGGUGUUGGACUUGAGCGCGUUGUUCCGUCUGGUGUUGUAGCCAUCUCGAGAACAAACCAACAACAAAAAAAUAAACUAAAAAAAAAUAAAUUUUAAAAAACGUUAA
This is a messenger RNA of Monodelphis domestica (gray short-tailed opossum), 4832 nucleotides long. RefSeq names its product transportin 3 (gene TNPO3). The record is from RefSeq and is a predicted model, not a curated record. NCBI's taxonomy places the organism in Eukaryota, Metazoa, Chordata, Mammalia, Didelphimorphia, Didelphidae. Gene Ontology annotation, cellular component: cytoplasm. Gene Ontology annotation, biological process: protein import into nucleus.